AUGAGCAGUUUAGGCAACAAAUUUGUAAAAAUUGAUAAAAUUAUCAAGAAAAGCAUCCUAAUUGAAGAUGGAAAUCCUGUUCGAUACCGUCUGAAACCGAGAGAAGACCUCACUGAUGAAUCUGAACCAUAUAGAAAAAUAACAUUUGGGGAGAGAGACAAAAACAAACCUCAUAAAACGAUUCUGAUGGUGGGAGAAACCGGCACAGGAAAAACAACUCUGAUCAAUACUAUGAUCAACUUCAUCUUACGUGUUCAGAGAGAAGAUAAAGUUUGGUUUGAGAUCACAGAUGACCAGAGUGACCGAACAUCAGCUCACAGUCAGACUUCAGAUGUCACUGUAUAUGGUGUAUAUGCACAGGAAGCUUUAGUCGAUUUAACCAUCAUUGACACACCAGGAUACGGAGACACACGUGGGAUUGAGUUUGAUCAUGAGAUUAAAAUGAAGCUGCUCAGUUUAAGCAAAUCUGCAGAAAUUCAUGAAAUAGAUGCAGUGUGUCUUGUGAUUAAUUCAACACAAAAUCGACUCUCUGACAGACAACGAUACAUAUUUGAUGCAGUUGAGUCUUUAUUUGGCAAAGAUAUUGCUGAAAAUAUUGUCUUGCUCUUCACACACUCAACUGGAGCUCAUCCUAAAAAUGCCCUGAUGGCCGUUAAAGAGGCGAAAAUCAAGUGUGCUGUAAAUGACGAGAAUCAGCCCGUGUAUUUCCUGUUUGACAACUGUCAAGGAGAGACAUUUGAUGAAGAAAUGAGACAGGAACAAUCAUGGAAACUCAGUUUUACAGGAAUGGAGAGAUUUUUCAAGUUUCUUGAUGAAGUACGAACAAGAACCUUAAAGAUGACUCAACAUGUUUUACAGAAAAGGAAGCUGUUGGAGAAAAAUAUUUCUAAACUAAAAUCAUGUGUUCAAAAACAAAAAGAGCUGAAACAGACUCAAGAAGUUCUGGAGAAACACAAGAAAGUUGUUGAGGUAAAUAAGAACUUUGAGUAUGAAGUUGAAGUGAAAUACAAAGAAAAGGUUGAUAUUGAUCCUUCUAGAGCCAAAGAGGCGAUGUGCUGCACCAUCUGUGAGGAGAACUGUCACUAUCCAGGAUCCAGUUGGGUCAAAGAUCUCAUAUGGGGUAGUGUGAUGAAGAAUGAUCACUGUACAGUGUGCACAAAUAAAUGCCACUACACCAAACAUAUCAAAGAAGCAAAGAUAUAUGUAACAAAGACAAAGAAGGAGAAGAAAACAAAUGAAAGAUUAAAGAGAGAAUAUGAUGAUAAGAUUCAUGAUGUUGAGUCUGUAGUUAAAAAACUGGAAGAAGAACUGCAAGAAUUAGAGAAAGAGAAGAUAAAGCUGGUGAUUGAAGCGUAUCAUUGUGUUGAAUGUCUGGAGAUGAUCGCCCUCAACACUGAUUCUCUGUUCAUUCUUCAGCACAUUGAUUUUCUCAUUGAGAAGUUGAAGGAAAUCAAUGAACCUGAGAAAGCUGAAACACUGAAGAACAUCAAGAAGAGAGCAGGAGAUGUUAACAUCGGAGCACUGGGAUACAUGAAAAAAUAUUUUUAAGAAAUGAAUAAAAAAUAUGAAAAAGCAUUAAAACAUAAUCAGAAAAUUGCAUUCUUAUUUAAAUAGAAAAUGAUUUCAUGA
Messenger RNA from Xyrauchen texanus (razorback sucker), 1629 nucleotides. RefSeq lists its product as uncharacterized. Gene Ontology annotation, molecular function: GTP binding. The transcript has a single exon. The record is from RefSeq and is a predicted model, not a curated record. NCBI's taxonomy places the organism in Eukaryota, Metazoa, Chordata, Actinopteri, Cypriniformes, Catostomidae. The coding region runs from base 1 to 1548 and encodes 515 amino acids.